AUGUCUACGACCGCCGCGCUGGAAAUCAUAUCCUCGACAAGUCUGUCGCCAACUGAACACCUAAUUUUGAAAAAUUUCAUUAAUGAAGCUGCGGACUCUGAGCUUGCUGCAAAUUAUUUGCUUUCAAGGAUUGCCCGGGAUACCCCGCUAGAUACAGAAAUCAGUUUGCGUGAUUUCAAAAAGAAUUGGAGACGGUUGGCGACACUGAUUAGCGGUUUAGAUCCAGUCUCUAAACAAUUGGGCGCUUCGGUUCGCCUUAGAGAUGGUCCUCGAUGUUCUAUCACCAAGGAUGCACGCGGUGGCUCGGUGGUUACCGCAGAGCUUGCAUACGUAGUCCCUCCUUCAAUGCUCCAUGAGAUUGAAACGGCAGAAGAGGGACGUCUUCUCAUGAUGCUCGAAGCACAUCUAUCUCCUUCUUACGUCGCCAAACUGCGGACUCAGCUUUCAAGCCAAAUCGAAGAUAAUGAAGCUUCAUUGCGAAAUCUCUGGCUACUAUUGCCAAGCGUUCAUAGGGCUUUUCGAGAGGGCCACGUCUCUGUAAGGCUAACAUCUCAGCCGUUCGGCGACUCCGAAUCUAAGUGCGAGGCAGACGAAGAAAUCCAGGAUGCUUGGUAUACUAUAGAGACCGGUUUCCCCGAGGAGAUCUCGGGCCUUCUCCUCAGAGAUGGGACCACACUUGAAAGCAUGGCACUCUUUAAAUUUUCCACGGCCAAUGCUGAGACUCGACCAAUCCCAGGCGUUUUUCUCUUUAAGAUUCAUCGUCGAUUUGCCAACGCAUUGCAUCUUUUUUAUAUCGAUGAUAAAGCUGCAAGCGGCUGGUCACAACCACCUAGAGACUACUUAUCCUUUAAUAUUCCUAUUCUCCGACAAGCUUUUUACAGAUUAUGGCUUUGCAUACCGUUACAGAUGCGCCUACGGUGCUAUAUUAUCCUCAAGGAUAUUGGAAAUUGGUUAUAUGGCCCUACGUUGGCGCCGUGGGUACAUCGGCUACCGCUUGGGUUAAUGUUGAAGCAGUAUGUCCACUCCCAGCAGAAUGAACCAAAUUCAUUGAGACUCGUCGAACGGUAUACAUCUAUACCAGCACCUAGAGUAGUCGAUGUCGGAGAGUAUGGUGGCACAACAUAUCUGGUGAUGACCCGUCUGCGUGGACAGAUGCUUAACGAAGUCGUCCAUCUAAUGUCUCCCCCCAAUCAAACGGAGUUCUUGUUUUGCAACUCACUAGGAGGCCCGAUUGUCGAUCACCGUAUACCUAAUGGCACCGGAGGGCCAUUUCACUCCGAGUCUGAUUUCAACGCCCAUCUGACAAACCAUCUAGGAUGCUCACCAGCAGAAGUAGUCGGCGAAGAGAACGUUCCACAGGGCCACCACUCGUACUUCACGCAUUCUGAUUUCCACCAUACCAACUUACUCGUCGACCGCGGACGUUUAAGUGGUAUUAUCGAUUGGGAGUGUAGCGGCUAUAUGCCUGAAUAUUGGGACUUCACUAAGGCAAUGUACACUUCUCUUCAGAAUCCUAUUUUUGAAAACAUAUUUCGACGUGCAUUUGGACACCGCUACGAGUCAGAGCUCAGUGGGGAGCGAAAUUUUUGGUUUUACACCCCUUUUGGAGUAUAG
Molecule: messenger RNA, 1614 nt
Organism: Talaromyces rugulosus
Lineage: Eukaryota; Fungi; Ascomycota; Eurotiomycetes; Eurotiales; Trichocomaceae
Exons: 6
Coding region: 1-1614 (537 amino acids)
Source: RefSeq, a predicted model, not a curated record